AUGUCUUCCGUCGAUGUGCUGUUAACAGUAGGUAAAUUGGACGCCUCAUUGGCGUUACUGACCACCCAAGAUCAUCACGUUAUCGAGUUUCCCACCGUUUUAUUGCCAGAAAAUGUUAAAGCAGGAUCUAUCAUCAAAAUGCAAGUAUCUCAGAAUUUAGAGGAAGAACGAAAACAAAGAAAGCACUUUAAGAGCAUCCAAGCUAAAAUUCUGGAGAAAUACGGUACCCAUAAACCUGAAAAUCCAGUUUUGAAAAUCAUGAACGUUACUCAAACAAGUUGUGUUUUGACAUGGGAACAGUUAAAACUUGGAUCGGCAAAAUUGAAAUCGUUGAUUCUUUAUAGAAAAGGAAUACGCUCAAUGGUCAUUCCAAAUCCAUUCAAAGUAACCACGACCAAAAUAUCUGGUCUUUCCGUUGAUACGCCUUACGAAUUUCAAUUGAAGCUGAUAACAACAUCAGGUACAUUAUGGUCCGAAAAAAUAAUAUUGCGUACCCAUAAAAUGACCGAUAUGUCUGGUAUUACCGUAUGUUUGGGGCCAUUGGACCCAUUGAAAGAGAUUUCAAACACGCAGGUGUCCCAGUGUCUAUCUCACAUUGGUGCAAGACCAUUACAACGUCACGUUGCCAUAGAUACUACACAUUUUGUCUGUAACGAUUUGGACAAUGAAGAAACCAAUGAGGAGCUGAUGAAGGCAAAGCACAACAACAUACCGAUUGUUAGACCGGAGUGGGUGAGAGCGUGCGAAGUAGAGAAAAGAAUUGUCGGAGUUAGAGGAUUUUACUUAGAUGCAGACCAAAGUAUAUUGGCAAGUUACACUUUCCCACCAGUAAAUGAAGAAGAGCUAUCAAAUUCAAGGGACAAUGAAAUUGAAUCUAGACCAGCUGUUGAAAAUAAGGAUCCAGAAGGCACUGAAAAUGUUGAACAGGCUGAACCGCCGUAUAGUGAUGAGGACAAAUUUUCAGAGAAUAAGGAACAAAAUGAACAGAAAGAAGAUGAGGUUGCUCAAGAUACACCUGUGGAAGAUACACCUGUGGAAGAUACACCUGUGGAAGAUACACCUGUGGAAGACGCACCUGUGGAAGACACCCUGAAUGCUUCGCCAAUUUUGGAGAACGAAAACACUACUGAAACUGUUAAUACUUCCGUAAGAAGUUUGAAAAGUGAACCCGUUGGCACUCCGAUUAUCGAGGAAACUGAACCAAUCUCUUCCGUUCAAAACACAGAACACGUACAAAACGAAGAACAAAGUGCGGUCGAAACUGAUCCAAAUGAAGAAACUACAGAACAUGCCCCAGAAGAUGUCAAGGAUGCCAAGACAACUGUUAGUGAUCGUGUUACCAAUGGAUUGGCAGAAACUGAAGGAGAAGGUGUGGAUAUACAGAACAAUGAAAGUAACAUAAAUACGGAACUGGUGGAGGAGAACAACAAAACCGUGGAAGACACGGUCGUAAAUCCAGAUAAUGCAGAAGUUGAACUUGAAAUUCCGGAAGUAAACAGCUCCGCACAAGAAGCUGACAAGGCCAUCAAUGAAAGUACUGCCCCACAAAAGCAAGAAGAAGAUAUAGAUCCUAAAAUCGCACCUGAGACCGUAACGGAAAAAGCUUCAGAAGAGCCAUCCAAUGAAGGUGCCCCAGAAAGUUUAGAAGGCGAAGUUGCGGAGACUCAAGAGAAUGUCAACAGUGCUACCGAACCAGAUACAGAUGUUCUUGACGAGGAACCAGAAAGCACUGUCAAUAUUGAAGCCAGUGAAGAAACAGAAGAACAGGAGACGACGGAAACCGAUGUAGCCGCCAAUGUAACCGCCGAUGAUGUUCCGCCCUCUGAGCAAUCUAAAAAAAGUAACAAUAACAAGAAGAAAAAUAAGAAGAACAAGAAGAAAAAUAAGAAGAAAUGA
This is a messenger RNA of Saccharomyces eubayanus, 1896 nucleotides long. RefSeq names its product Chs5p (gene CHS5). Lineage: Eukaryota; Fungi; Ascomycota; Saccharomycetes; Saccharomycetales; Saccharomycetaceae. Gene Ontology annotation, biological process: conjugation with cellular fusion; Golgi to plasma membrane transport. Gene Ontology annotation, cellular component: trans-Golgi network; exomer complex. The coding region runs from base 1 to 1896 and encodes 631 amino acids. The record is from RefSeq and is a predicted model, not a curated record. The transcript has a single exon. Gene Ontology annotation, molecular function: protein dimerization activity.